AUGUGGCAAAUGCCAAAAGAUCCUUUCAAGCUAGCACAAAAUGGCGACCGCGACAAAAUUGUCAUUGCAGACCAGCGUUGUCUCCGGAAUCAAGUGCAUCUUCAUAUAUGUUCCUCUGAUACUCACCCAGAUCAGUUCCACCUAUCAAGCCAUUCUCAGCAAGGUGACUGCUCCGGUCAUAGCAUUGGCAUACCUCUUGUCCAAAUGUGGAUGAAAGGCGACCUUGGUGGACGUAUGGUGACGAUGGCAUUCGUGCUCAUUGCUAGUUAUACCAUCAUCCAGUGUUUGGGUCACGGAAACGGGAUUGAAGGAUGAUGACCGUCCCUGCUCUGAGUGCCCGAAGUAGAUAUUUUUGCGUGAAGAAAGAUAAAUCAAUCCAGGGGAUCAUAGUGGAUAUUGGUCAUGGAAUAUUUAUACGAGCGACACACUUGAACCGAGCUUG
Molecule: messenger RNA, 442 nt
Organism: Suillus discolor
Lineage: Eukaryota; Fungi; Basidiomycota; Agaricomycetes; Boletales; Suillaceae
Exons: 4
Coding region: 1-315 (104 amino acids)
Source: RefSeq, a predicted model, not a curated record